CACAUCCAUCCUGCGUGAAGCCCCGUGGGCCACAGAAGGCGCUAGGAAAAUCACGGAGCUGGGACCUUACCACACUCUUUCUCUCUCUCUUUCACUCUCCUCCUCCUCUUCUUCUUCCUCCUCUCUCUCCUCUCUCGAGCGACUUGUUUCUCCGCAGACGUCCUUCCCAGAAAUGCGCGUGAAGGCGAGAGAACGUCCGGCGUGUGUGUGCGUGCGUGCGUAAAGAGGCGCGACGAAGUGCUGAGCCCGUCGAGACAGGACACAGAGGGGAGGCUCCGAAAGCGGGGGAAAUACCUCGCAACACGUCGCCGAGAAAGUCAGCCAGGAGGGACCAGGUUUUUGCUUCCUUUUUUAGGGGGUCUUCAUCUCCUUUAAACGGGAAUGGCGACGCAGUGAAGAGGAAGAAUGCAUCGCUGUAUACUUCAUUGACGCACCCGAGCUGGUUCGUGUGUGUGUGCGGCAAACUCUCAAGUGCAGCCGCUCUUUACUUCAUGGAGAACAUCUUCGCUUUUUGAUUUUUAAUUCCCCAACUCCCCCCACCCCACCCCCGACACAAACACACGCACACACACACAAAAAGAAUAGUGGACUCUCGGUGGAUGCUUGAAGUUUGAAGGAGGACUUCUUGAACAUUUGCCACCCCCUCCUUCUCCUCGUUUUUAUCCACAACCGCGUCCAAAACACUCCAAGCCUACACAUCCGCACUGGUUGCAAAGCACUUGGAUGAACUUCCUGAUGAGAGAUCCAGUCAUCCAGGGCUCGAGUAUGGCAUAUCAUCCGUUUAUACCUCACCGGGGUCCGGAAUUUGCCAUGAGCGCUAUGUUGGGCCACCAGCCGCCCUUCUUCCCGGCUCUGGCGCUGCCCCCCAGCGGUUCGCUCUCGCUGCCGGGAGCCCUCGGCAAGCCGAUCAUGGAUCAGCUGAUGGGGGGAGCGGCCGACUCUGGACUGCACUUUUCCUCGCUUGGCCACCAGGCCGCCGCGGCAGCCGCAGCGGCCGCUCACCUCCGACCACUCAAGAGCCUGGAGCCCGAGGAGGAAGUGGAGGACGACCCCAAAGUGCACCUGGAAGCCAAGGAGCUUUGGGAGCUCUUCCACAAGAGGGGCACCGAGAUGGUGAUCACCAAAUCCGGAAGGCGGAUGUUCCCCCCGUUCAAAGUGAGGUGCACGGGCCUGGACAAGAAGGCCAAGUACAUUCUCUUGAUGGAUAUCGUGGCGGCGGACGACUGCAGGUACAAGUUCCACAACUCCCGCUGGAUGGUGGCAGGGAAAGCCGACCCCGAGAUGCCGAAGAGAAUGUACAUCCACCCGGACAGCCCCGCUACGGGAGAGCAGUGGAUGUCCAAGGUGGUCAAUUUCCACAAACUCAAGCUCACCAACAACAUCUCCGACAAGCAUGGAUUUGUAAGUUCUACUAAUACCAUUCUGAACUCUAUGCACAAAUAUCAACCUCGCUUUCACAUCGUGAGGGCCAACGACAUCCUCAAGUUGCCCUACAGCACCUUCAGGACUUACGUGUUCCCUGAAACCGACUUCAUUGCAGUGACCGCUUAUCAGAAUGACAAGAUAACACAGCUUAAAAUCGACCACAACCCAUUUGCCAAAGGCUUCCGUGACACUGGCAACGGUCGACGGGAAAAGAGGAAGCAGUUGGCCCUGCAGUCCAUCCGCUCCUACGAGGAGCAGCAGAAGAAGGAGAACGGGGCUUCAGACGACUCCUCCGGGGAGCAGGCCCCCUUCAAGUGCUUCGGGCAAGCUUCCUCCCCUCCCGUGUCCACCGUGGGGCCCCCACACCUGAAAGGUGCAGACUUUUGUGACAGCGACGAAGACAGUGACGACGAGAGCAAAGACGGCCACGUCAAGGACGGUCCAGACUCCAAUAAAAUCACCACCACGACAGAGGACGGCAAAGAGCACGAUGCGAGCCCCGCCAAGGGCCAUUUGUUAGGAGGUGGUGGUGGCGGCGGCGGCGAACCCCCCGGCCGAACCCGAGACGGCAGCCCGACAACUGAGCGAGGCCGGGCGGACUCUCGACAGAGCCCUAUCACCGUCAUCUCCAGCACUACUCGCUCCGGGGAGGACGUCAAGAGCCCGAGCUUGGACCCGACGAAGGAGGAAGAGUGCCGGCCGCCGGGCAAGGACGCCUUCGUGCCUUUGACUGUGCAGACAGAGGGCGCGCACAUGGGUCAUCACGGCCAUAUGGCGAACUUCGGAUUUCCCAGCGGCCUGACAGGACAGCAGUUUUUCAACCACUUGGGGGGCGCGCACCCGUUCCUGUUGCACCCAGGCCAGUUCAACAUGGGCGGCGCCUUCACAAACAUGGCAGCGGGCAUGGGGCCCCUGUUGGCCGCCGUUUCCACGGGAGGGGUGAGCACCAUGGACACCAGCAGCAUGGCGUCCUCCCCUCAGAGCCUGGCGGGGGCGCCGGGCCUGCCGUUCCAUCUGCAGCAACACGUCUUGGCCUCGCAGGGUCUGGCCAUGUCCCCCUUCGGAAGUCUGUUCCCCUACCCUUACACGUAUAUGGCGGCAGCCGCAGCAGCCUCCUCGGCAGCAGCCGCCUCGUCCUCCUCCUCGUCCUCUGUGCACCGGCAUCCCUUCCUGAACGCGGUGCGCCCUCGACUCAGGUACAACCCCUACUCGCUCCCCAUGACGGUACCGGACAGCACGCUACUCAGCACGGCCGCGGCCGCCGCCGCCUCGGCCAUGGCACCCCUGGGGGGCGACUUGAAAGGGGACGUGCUGGUCCCGGCCAGCCCGGUGUCAGCCCUCGACUCCACGUCGGAGGUGACGAGUCGCUCGGUGUCACCCAAAUUGUGCGCGGAGAAGGAAGGCGCCAAUGAGCUGCAGAGCAUCCAGCGCCUCGUCAGCGGGCUGGACUCGAACCAGGACAGGUCAAGAAGCGGAUCGCCCUAAAUAGGAGGACCCCCGCCCCUCCUCUUUUAACACACACAAUCUUUUUAUUUCUAAUUUACAUUUUUGAGGCGUCCAAAUAUCUUGAAUGAAAACGGAGGACAUUGUUCAGCAGGUUUUGAAAGGAGAGAAAAUUCAAGAGAAAAAAGAAACAAUGUUUUAGUUUCUGGAAUGCACUUUGGUUUAAUACUCAUCUGAUAUGUAUCGUUUUUUUCUUUUUAAAUUAAAAAAACAACAACACUUAACCUGUCAUUUUUUUAAUACCGUACAAGUAUUGAAACUGAAAAGUGGUCAUGGGUGAGACUUAAUCAAUUGAAGUUGCUGCUGUCUCCAAACUGCAUACACGAUGUUUUUUUUAUUAUUAUUAUUAUUGUUGUUGUUUUAUUAUUACUUCCCAGUAUGCACUCUGAAUUUACACUUUUUGAUUUCCACUACCAGUGAACAUAACCUACCUGUAAAACUGCUGUAUUUUCUUGUACAAUUGCAAUUUGAAAGAAUUGGCCGAAAGCGUUGCAUGCACGACUCUUCAUCUUCCUCAUCAUCAUCCUCCUUCUCUGAUCGUGAAUGUUCUUUAAUAAGAGAGGGAAGGAAAAUAGGUUUUUCUUUUUAAUAUAAGACGACCACAAAUUUUAAAUUGAAAUACUUGUUUAUAUUUAGUUUUUUCUUAUUCCAGAAACAACUCUGGGUAGAAAAAAAAACAGGCCCAAGCGUAAUGUUCAACAGGCAAAGGGAAGCAGAAAAUCUAAAGUAGAUAUCACAAAAAAUAAAAGUAAAUGAAAGGUAGAAUUGAGUCUACAUGUACAUAUGAGUAUAUAAAAUAUUUAUGUAUAAUUAUUUCAUAUUGUUGCGUGUAAAUAAAAAGUAGUUUGUCCUAGGGAUCUGUUGUUAAUUUAUUGUGGAUAUAACUGUGUAAUGAUAGUUUGUGGCUAUUAUCCUUCUGUUGCCAUCUACAUUUAUUACCCCCCUCUUGUCUAAAUCUUAAAAUAUGGAUUUUAUUCCUCCCUUAAUAUCCACUUAGUUACUCACACUCAUGUGCCAUUGUAUUUUUCACUUGUUGUCCGUGCGUGUGAGCGUUUGUGUGGACAUGCGUGCGUGCGUGCGUGCGUGCGUGUGUGUGUGCGUGUGUGUGUGUGUGCGUGUUUCUCUUUUCAACGAAUGAAAAAGGCGACCUUAGACACACCGCAAAAAUGGCUUGAAAACACCUCCUUUUUUUAAAUAUUAAAGGAAAAAAAUCACUUUUUUAUUAUUAGAAACGCAAAACAAAUGUUAGAGUUUGACAAAAAGUGGAUUUUUUUCUUUUACGGAAAUGUGUAAACCUGGUCGUUUAAAGUGCCGUAUAAUCUAAAAAAAUAUGAAGGUUUCUUUCUCUCAUUUUUGUUUGUUUGUGUUUCUUAAAUUGGGUUAUGUUGUAAUCGGAUAUAAAGUCUAGUUUACAACAUUGACAUUGUGUUCAUGAAAGUUUCAAUAAAACGUUGAAAUGCU
Messenger RNA from Corythoichthys intestinalis (scribbled pipefish), 4389 nucleotides. RefSeq names its product T-box transcription factor 3a (gene tbx3a). Gene Ontology annotation, cellular component: nucleus. The transcript is spliced from 7 exons. NCBI's taxonomy places the organism in Eukaryota, Metazoa, Chordata, Actinopteri, Syngnathiformes, Syngnathidae. Gene Ontology annotation, molecular function: RNA polymerase II cis-regulatory region sequence-specific DNA binding; DNA-binding transcription factor activity, RNA polymerase II-specific. Gene Ontology annotation, biological process: cell fate specification; positive regulation of DNA-templated transcription; regulation of transcription by RNA polymerase II. Bases 724 to 2910 code for a protein of 728 amino acids. The record is from RefSeq and is a predicted model, not a curated record.